Maniola jurtina (meadow brown) is the source of this 3186-nucleotide messenger RNA. RefSeq names its product sarcalumenin. The coding region runs from base 187 to 2643 and encodes 818 amino acids. The record is from RefSeq and is a predicted model, not a curated record. The transcript is spliced from 11 exons. Lineage: Eukaryota; Metazoa; Arthropoda; Insecta; Lepidoptera; Nymphalidae. Gene Ontology annotation, molecular function: GTP binding.
GCUCGUCGCGCGGGGAGCCCCGCGGCGUGCUCGCGCUCGCGCGCCAGUACCCCUCCGACCAGCGAUGCUGUGCUGUCUCCGGAAAUAGAUGUAGUUAGUGAUUCGCGUCCAUAGAUCGACCGAUCGGGGUGCGCGAGUGUGGUGCAAAUGAGUGGUGGCCCGCUGUAGAGGGCGGAACCGUACAAAAUGUGGACCGAGAGAUUAAAGUUAUGGAGGUUUAUGUUGUGCAUGCUGUGUGCCGUGUCGGCGCUCGCGCUCGCGGCGAGAGCCGAUGACGACAUUCCAUCCGAGUCACAAUGCCGUCCAUAUAUCGAAAAAGCACUUAAAGAACUCGAAUCGGGAGACUCAGAAACAGAAUCUACAGAAAGAAACGAAUCAAGUGAAGCUAGAGUAGAUGUCGAUACGAAAGAAGAAACUUCAGCAGAAGAAGGGGCGACGGCAGACGCGGACAGCACAGAGGGCGCAGAUAGUCAAGAAGAUGCGCCGUCAGUAGAGGUUGCGGAUGAACCAUAUAUGUCUCAGGUAUCCUAUGAAGACGAUGGAAGCCCUGCCGACGCUGAAUCUAAGGAAGACGCGACAACAGAAGAGAGUGCUGAGAACCAAGCGGAUGACAGCAAAGAAGAUGAUGGAGACAGCAAGGAGGAUGCAUCUGCUGACGAACAAGAAACCGAAAAAGAGAGUGGCGAGGUAGCUGACGAGGCUAGUAAGGAAGAUUCCGAAGAUAGCAAAGAAGAUGGACAAGACAGCCAAGAAGAAGUUCAAGACAGUCAAGAAGAUGAACAAACUAAAGAGGACUCUAGUGAAGAUGGAGCCGAGAGUCAAGAAGGAAAGGAAUCGGAAGAACAAGACGGUGAUACUGCGGAAUCUGGAGCAGUAACCGAUGCGGAUCAAUCUGAGGAAGCUACCGAUGCAUCAGAAGAAGCUGAUGAAGCCAAAGCUGAAGGCGAAAGUGACGAAGACACUAAAACAGAAGAAGACGAUGGAUCUCAAGAAAAGGCUGAAUCUGAUGAAGUAGAGGGAGUAUCAGAACAAACAAGCGACUCCCAAGAAGAAAAAGACACUGAAGAAUCUGAAGAAUCUGUAAAAGAAGGAGAGGAAAAAUCCGAUGAGGAGAAAGAAGAGUCGGCAGAGAAGGACGAAUCUGUUGAAGGUGACACUGCUGAAGACAAAUCAGAGGAAAAAGAAGGUACUGAGGAAACUAGCUCAGAAGAUGAGGUAAAAGAAGCUAGCGAAGAAGAUUCAGAAAAAUCUGAAGAAACUGGUUCUGAAGAGGGUGAAGAAAGCGAAGAAGGUGCCCCAGAAGAAGAUUUACUUUUAACGUUAGAGAUUCCUGAAAAUCUCAGAUCUCGUGACCACAUUAUCCAAAUCUUGAGAUUAGAUGAAGACGCAAGCGAGGCAGAAUUAAUCAUUGAAAAAUCUGCUGAUAUCGUUCUCAGGGAUUUGAAAAGGCUUUACGAGAACUCCAUAAAGCCAUUGGAAGUUCUUUAUAAAUAUAGAGACCUGAGUAAUAGACACUUUGGUGAUCCUGAAAUAUUUUCAAAACCCUUAGUACUGUUUAUGGGACCAUGGAGUGGUGGUAAAUCUUCUAUUUUAAACUAUUUGACUGGACUAGAGUUCACAGAAUGGUCCUUGAGAACAGGUGCUGAACCAUCUCCUGCUUACUUUAAUAUUUUAAUGUACGGCAAAGACCCACAAGUAUUGGACGGUACACAAUUAGCAGCUGACUGGACUUUUUCGGGGCUACAGAAAUUCGGACAAGGUUUAGAGGAGCGUCUUAGGGGACUUAGGUAUCCCAGUAAAUUACUAGAAAAGGUGAACAUUGUUGAAAUCCCUGGAAUACUGGAAGUCAGGAAACAAGUAUCUCGAGUGUUCCCAUUCAACGACGCUUGUCAGUGGUUCAUAGAUCGCGCUGACAUCAUAUUCCUUGUUUACGAUCCCUCAAAACUUGACGUUGGACCUGAAACAGAGGCUAUCCUCGACCAGCUCAAAGGCAGAGAAUCUCAGACUCGCAUCGUGCUGAACAAAGCGGACUCAGUGAAGCCUGAGGAGUUGAUGCGUGUCCAAAGCGCGUUGAUCUGGAACAUAUCGCCAUUGAUGAGCUCCCCGCAGCCACCGGUGAUGUACACGGUGUCGCUAUGGUCUCUGCCGUACGAGCCGGGCGCGCCCGUCCGCCUGCUGCAGGCCCAGGAGCGAGAACUGCUGCGCGACCUGAGGCAGGCCAUCGACCGGCGUAUUGAGAACAAGAUCUCCAGCGCUAGGAGAUUUGCGGUCCGCGUAAGAAACCAUGCUAAGAUGGUUGAUUGUUAUCUAACUACAUACUACAACCACAAAACCAUCUUCGGCAAUAAGAAGGUUAUUGCCGACGCUAUUAUUGAGAACCCUCAGAACUAUCACAUCUAUGAGGGUCUCAGCACACUCACCAACAUUUCCAGGUACGAUCUUCCUGAUCCCGAAACUUAUCGGGAUUUCUUCCGGCUGAACCCGCUGUACGAGUUCCAGCAGCUGUCGGCGACGUGCACCUACUUCCGCGGCUGCCCCAUCACGCGCCUCGACGUCGCCAUCGCCUACGACUUCCCCGAGCUGGUCGGGAAGUACAAGAAGAUGGUUGAAACUGCCACCCCCCAGGGAAUGCCCAAGAGUUGAGAGCAGCCCCUCGCCACGUUUAAAAAAAUAACACCCGCUUUUUAUUUUAGCGAAUUGGAUUAGACGAAUAUUUUGGGCACAUUAUGCAUUUCUUUUUCUAAUUGGGCGUCGUAACUCUUAACAUUUUUUUUUAUUUAAAAGAACCCGCAUUUUUUAUUCAUUCGUUUAAUCGUAUAGUAGAUUAUUUAUUUUGCUUAAACACUCGCUUGUUCCAAUUUUUUUUUGACGUGAAACGUGAAUGUUAUAGUGUCUGGUGAAAACUAGCUGUUUCAAGAAGUUUUUUUUUUGAGUUUUUAGUCGACGUAGAAAAUGCAAUACACUUCCAUUUUCCUAAUUAACCAUUUUUAUACGAAAAAUUAAUAAAUCUAGUCAUUAUGUUUAAAGUUUGUUAGUGAAACGUUGUUACUAUUAUUUAUUUAUUUAUUGAGGUGCGUUCCUAGAGUUCUAGGAUCUAAGUAAUUAAUUUAAUGCGGUCUCAACCCUGAUUAAUGUUAGAAUGAGACACUAUGUGAAUACUUAAAAUAUAAAAUAAAAUAUUGUUAA